Molecule: messenger RNA, 5282 nt
Organism: Centropristis striata (black sea bass)
Lineage: Eukaryota; Metazoa; Chordata; Actinopteri; Perciformes; Serranidae
Gene: grnb
Product: granulin b
Exons: 17
Coding region: 252-2801 (849 amino acids)
Cellular component (GO): extracellular region
Source: RefSeq, a predicted model, not a curated record
GUGCCUUUAAGAGCAGCCUGCUGAGUCACGUGUGAGCACGUCAUGUGAUGGUUGAAUUGUGAGUUAAAAAGAAGAAAGAACAGCUUCAGUCUUUAUUUCUCUGUCCUCUGAAUGUUCACCGGCCAGCAGCUGAAACUCUGCACAUAUAUGUUGACCGGUUGGACUCAUCGCACCGAACCUACCGGGUUGUAAGAGGAGUAUGCAGCACAGAGCUGUUUGUUAAUAACAAAACUACAAGUCACCUGCUAAUAAUGAAGCUGCAGAUGGGGCUGGUGUUUCUGGCUCUGCUGGGCCUGAGCUCAGCUCUGGUCUGUCCUGAUGGAGGCAUGUGUGAGGACAAAAACACCUGCUGCAAGAACGCUGUGGGAGGAUACGGCUGCUGUCCACUGCCACAUGCCGAGUGUUGUUCAGACCAUCUCCACUGCUGCUACGAGGGGACAAUUUGUGACCUCGUCCACGCCAAGUGUGUGAAUAAGACUGUUUCCCUGCCCUGGAUGAGACGAGUUCCCUCCAAACAACAACAGGCCCUGCUCGUCCCUCAGCUCUUGGAGAGGGUAAAAGCGAUCAUUUGUCCUGACGGAGAGUCUGAGUGUCCGGAUGAAACGACCUGCUGCCAGCUGCGGGACGCCUCCUGGGGCUGCUGUCCGUUAGAGAAGGCGGUGUGCUGUGAAGAUAAACUCCACUGCUGCCCUGAGGGAACAAAGUGUGAUCUCGCCCACUCAAAGUGCACCUCGUCCUCCCUGCAGUCCGUCCCCAUGCUGCAGAAACUCCCCGCCAGGAGGAGGAGCAACCAGUCAGCUCUUCCAGUCGGCUCAGUGGCCUGUCCUGGAGGAAAAAGCAGCUGCCCUGAAACUUUCACAUGUUGUCUGCUGACCAGUGGAGACUACGGCUGCUGCCCGUUCCCUCAGGCCACGUGCUGCAGCGACCACCUCCACUGUUGCCCGGGCGACACGGUCUGUGACCUGGAACACAACGUCUGCAGGUCAGGAGAGACGAGCAUGCCGCUGCUGGAGAAGAUCGCUGCCGUACCGAACGAUGUUGUGUGUCCAGACGGAGAAACGGCGUGUCCCGACGAGACGACCUGCUGCCAGAUGAACAACGGCACAUUUGGCUGCUGUCCCAUGCCCAAUGCCGUCUGCUGUUCAGAUCACAUCCACUGUUGUCCUGCAGGCACCCAGUGUGACGUCGUGCACAGCACCUGUAAUUCCGCCCUGGGAGAGACGGCCGUGACCACAAAGAUCCUCGCCACCGUGACAGAGCUGACGGUGGUACGGAGCAAAGUCGCAGCCGUCCCCUGUAACGACUCUGUGGCGUGCGCCGACGGGAGCACCUGCUGCAAGUCAGCAGAGGGAGAAUGGGCCUGCUGUCCACUGCCAAAGGCCGUGUGCUGCGAGGACCACCAGCACUGCUGUCCCCACGGCACCACCUGUAACCUGGCCGCCUCCACCUGUGACGACCCGGCCGGUGGCAGCGUAAUGCCGUGGCUCAGCAAAGUGCCCGCCCUCCCCUCGCCGGGAGAGAACAGCAAGUGUGACCGAUCCACGUCCUGUCCCGGGAAAUCCACCUGCUGCAAGACUGAGAGCGGAGGCUGGGCCUGCUGCCCCCUGACCCAGGCCGUGUGCUGUGACGACCACGUCCACUGCUGCCCUCACGCCACCGUCUGCAACCUGCAGGCCGAGACGUGUGACGACCCGUCGGGGGUCUCCCCGUCGCUCCGCUGGCUGGAGAAGGAGCCGGCUCUGACCUCAGAGGUGGAGGACGAGAAGUGUGACAAGGAGACCAUGUGUCCCGGAGGAACCACCUGCUGCAAGAAAGACUCUGGACAGUGGGCCUGCUGCCCCCUACCUCAGGCCGUGUGCUGUAACGACCAGGAGCACUGCUGUCCUAAAGGCUACAAAUGCAACGUGGCGGAGCAGACGUGUGACAAGCCGGGCGCCCUGAGCCUGCCCUGGCUGCAGAAGAUCCCAGCGCUGCAGAAGGUCCCGGCAACGCUGCAGAAGGUCCUGGCGCUGCAGCAGGAGCCCAGCAGGACCGUUUCCGCUCCAGCUUGGCCGGCCAGAAACAUGUGUGACGCCCAGACCAGCUGCCCCCGAGACACGACCUGCUGCUUCAUGGACGAGGAGCAGAAGUGGGGCUGCUGCCCUCUGCCGAACGCGGUCUGCUGUAAAGACGGGAACCACUGCUGCCCGAGCGGUCACACCUGUGAGCCUCACCGCUCCUCCUGCUCCAGGGCUCGCCACGAGGUCAUCCCCUGGUUCACCAAAGUGAGCGCCACGACGGAGCCUAAAGCCACGCCCGGGCCGAGCGCCGUGACGGACGUCAAAUGUGACGACAAGAGCAGCUGCGCCUCCGGGGCGACCUGCUGCAAACUGCAGACCGGAGAGUGGGGCUGCUGCCCGCUGGUCAAGGCGGUUUGCUGCGCCGACCACGAGCACUGCUGCCCUCAGGGCUACAGCUGCAACAUGCAGACGGGAACGUGUGAGAAGAAGAGCGGCGAUGAGCUCGUCCUCUCCCUCCCGCAGAGCAGAGUGGUACGGCCCGAGCCCAGAGACCCCGAGGACGUACCAUGUGACAGCACGGGGGAGUUCCACUGCCCGAAGCACGAGACCUGCUGCAAGGUGUCUGCUGCAGCGUGGGCCUGCUGCCCCUCGCCACGGGCCGUCUGCUGCUCCGACUCCAGGCACUGCUGUCCCUUCGGCUUCUCCUGCGACCUGACGUCUGCAAGCUGCACCCAGACCCAGCUCACCUGGGACUCUCUGAUCGGGGACAGAAAGAAAGACUUUGUCCCUCGUGGACUUUAAUCCAGAACACACAAAAAGGUGCACAGAUCUGCUUCCAUCUAGAUCCCAUUACAUCCAUCUGCAGCUCAAUAAGGGCUUUUAUUCUCUCCACUCCCUGUUGGUUUCCUCAUCCAUGGAAGUGCAUUUAACAAGCGUGUGUGUUUGUGUGUGUGUGUGUGUGUGUGUGUGUACACUCCAGAGUGUGUGUGUGUGUGUGGAGACGAUUACAAUGAAGUAGAUGCACUUUGUAAGCAGGUGGUCAGGUGACAGGACGUGUUUUGUGUUGCAUCAUGAUCUCAGUCCAGCUGCUGGAUUUCAACAUGUGAAUGAUAAAACCACGAGAACACUGGGAACAUACUGUGUCUCCGACAGGACCCCUUUAGUGUUAUUCUACAGUCAUUGAAAAUUUAUUAGACCAUUGUUUUCUUCAAUUACGUGUUCAAUUAAAUGCCUGGUACAACUAAACUACAUUUGUUUGGACAAAUAUAAUGAUAACAACAAAAAUAGCUGAUAAGAGAUGAUAUCUAGACAUUUCCAUGGUUUUUCUUUAUAAUGAUUUUGGUUAUUUUAGCAGCUCUUAAAUUAAACUUUUAUGAGCUAUUUUUGUUGUUAUCAUUGUAUUUUUCCAAACAAAUAUACCUUUAGUUGUACCAGGGAUUAAAAUGAACAAGACAUUGAAGAAAACAAGGGUGGUCUAAUCAUUUUUCCCAUGACUGUAGAUGAUAAAACCAUGACAACAGUGAGGACUUACUGUGUCUCUGAAAGGAAAACUUUAGUGUUAUUCUAUGUUUGUCUUCUUGUCGACACGUUCCAAGAACAGACCAACCAUCAAAGUGUUACUGUGUCUCUAUCUGACUCAAACCAGAGCCCACUUUAAACCUUUAUAUUUGUGACCUUUUAAAAUAGGCCACAAAUAUAUAGUUUAAGUUUAUUUUCUGAGUGUGGGAAACGAUUAAAAAAAAUACAGCCAUGGAAAAAAUUAUUAGACGACCUGUUUUCUUCAAUUUCUUGUUCAUUUUAAUUGUUAUUUGUUUGGAGAAAUAUAAUGACAACAUCAAAAAUAGCUCAUAAAAGUUUAAUUUAAGAGCUGAUAUCUAGACAUUUUCCAUGGUUUUCUUGAUGAUGAUUUUGGUUCCCACACCUGGAAGAUAAAACUUAGUCAGGGAGCUUUUAUUUCCCCGUUUGUUGUUUUUAUUUGCAGGUGAUUUGAAGGGUUGGUUUGUUUUUUUUUCUAGUGGGGUUGCAUGACGUUCUCAUCCAUAAACCAGACUCCAUUCACAAAAACAGUAAUUUUACCUUUCUAGUCUACUGCUGCACCAAUCAGUUAGUUUGUGUUAUUGUUAGACUUUGGGGGUUUUAAAGCGUUAAUUCAGCUUCACUAGAGAUUUAUGAGGCUUUGAGUCACCUGUUAGUGGAUAUAUUCUCUGUUGGUUUUGGUCUUUUCAUGGUAUUUGUCGACUAUAAGAAUUUUUUUUUUAUCCCACUUAUUGUUCUUCUUUGAGUGCCCGGCUCCAUUUCUGGACAAAAAGAAAAACAUAAAUGUCCUUGCAGCUUUACUGCAGGCAGAAUGAUAAAAAUAACUCCUCACAUCUGACUGAAGGAGUUUCUAAUGAUCGUUAUAUUCUUCAGAAUUCUCUCUUCAGUUGUUGAAUUAUUUGCUUGUCUUUGUCGAUUUUUAUUUCAUCAUGUGUGAUUGACUAAAGGGUCCAGGAUAAACCGUGAAGACAUAUUUAAUGUUGAACUGUUAUAGAAUUAGUUUCUUCUCAUUUUUAUCUUUAGGUUUUUUUUGCUAUGCACUUAAUUAAAGUGACUGAGUGUCGGACAGCUUGUGCCUUCUGUGAUUCACCUUUUAGAGGAGCCGCUCGUUCACAAUCAGUCCAUCGAUUUAAAGAAGUUUUUUGCUUUUGUGGAUGUUUUGCACAGCUGAGGGUAGAUUUCUGUAAAUGCAGGCAGGAAAUAAGAGCCGAGCACUUCUUAUAGGGAUAGUUUGGAUGUUUUAAAGCGUGGUUGUAUGAGGUAUUUAUCCAAAAUGGCUCAGUUGUAGCCUAACUUUGGAGCAUUACUUCACCCCCUUCUGACAUGUUUGGUACCAAAACAUUCAUUAGAUUACAGUCUCAGCUUUCCAGUCAGACCAGAUUUAUGCAGCUCACAGACUGUUUAGGGACCCCAGGAUACAUACAGACCACCAAAAAAAAAAACUAAAAAAAAACAACAAAAAAAAACCUCUGUCGUGAGGAAACAUGGAGGCCAGAAACCUGAGACUCUGAUCUGAUUUUGAGGGUUUUUUCAUGUUUCCAUCCAUUCUCACUGCAGCAGCUGAUUCAUGUCGUCAUUGAGUGGUUUCUAUCUUUGACAGAUUGUAUAAAUCCUGCUCUUGAAUUCUGUAACUGGGUGGAGUUUUUCUUUGAGGGACUUUCUAGGUCGCGAGCAAAUUGUAAUUUUAUUAAAUCCACUUUUUAAUGAAUAAAGAUUGGAUCCACCUAAGAAUGACCUCACCAUCCA